Messenger RNA from Ictidomys tridecemlineatus (thirteen-lined ground squirrel), 1083 nucleotides. NCBI's taxonomy places the organism in Eukaryota, Metazoa, Chordata, Mammalia, Rodentia, Sciuridae. The record is from RefSeq and is a predicted model, not a curated record.
UUUAUGCACAUAUAGAAUUCUACUUUGUAUCCCACAUACCUUCUUGUGAGUUGGCUGACUUGGAAGAUACAAAUUGUGAGAAGAAAUCACUUCUCCUAAACGCUGUUUGAAAUGAAAAUUCUACCUUUGGCCUAUUCAGCACAUGUAUUUUUACAUGCACAUAGAGAAUCCCACCUGGUUUCCCAGAUACAUCCUUGUGAGGUGGCUGACUUGGCAGAUACAAACUGUGAGAAGAGAUCACUCCUCCUAAAUGCUGUUGGAACUGAAAAUCAACCUGUGGCCUAUUCAGCACAUGUAUUUUUACAUGCACAUAUAGAAUCCUACCUGGUUUCCCAGCUACAUUCUUGUGAGGUGGCUGACUUGUCAGAUACAAACUGUGAGAAGAGAUCACUCCUCCUAAAUGCUGUUGGAACUGAAAAUCAACCUGUGGAAUCCUACCUGGUUUCCCAGCUACAUUCUUGUGAGGUGGCUGACUUGGCAGAUACAAACUGUGAGAAGAAAUCACUCCUCCUAAAUGCUGUUGGAACUGAAAAUCAACCUAUGUCCUAUUCAGCACAUGUAUUUUUACAUGCACAUANAGAAUCCUACCUGGUUUCCCAGCUACAUUCUUGUGAGGUGGCUGACUUGGCAGAUACAAACUGUGAGAAGAAAUCACUCCUCCUAAAUGCUGUUGGAACUGAAAAUCAACCUAUGGACUAUUUAGCACAUGUAUUUUUACAUGCACAUAGAGAAUCCUACCUGGUUUCCCAGCUACAUUCUUGUGAGGUGGAUGACUUGGCAGAAACAAACUGUGAGAAAAAAUCACACCUCCUAAAUGCUGUUGGAACUGAAAAUCAACCUAUGGAAUCCUACCUGGUUUCUCAGCUACAUUCUUGUGAGGUGGCUGACUUGGCAGAUACAAACUGUGAGAAGGGAUCACUCCUCCUAAAUGCUGUUGGAACUGAAAAUCAACCUUUUGAAAAGGCUCAUGGUUCUGUGUCCAAGAUAUGUACCACCUCCAAGCUUGGUGACAUGGCCAUGUACUGGAUAGCUGAAAGGAAUGGCGAGCAUCUCAGAAAACUCAUAUAUCAGUGGGCCCAGUAA